Messenger RNA from Stereum hirsutum FP-91666 SS1, 2162 nucleotides. RefSeq names its product DAK1/DegV-like protein. Gene Ontology annotation, biological process: glycerol catabolic process. The transcript is spliced from 4 exons. Gene Ontology annotation, cellular component: cytosol. The coding region runs from base 1 to 2040 and encodes 679 amino acids. Gene Ontology annotation, molecular function: glycerone kinase activity. NCBI's taxonomy places the organism in Eukaryota, Fungi, Basidiomycota, Agaricomycetes, Russulales, Stereaceae. The record is from RefSeq and is a predicted model, not a curated record.
AUGUCGGACAAGCACGUCUUCAACUCCUCCGAGGGCCUUGUUCUCAAGUCACUUCGAGGUGCAGUUGCACUCGACCCAGCUUUACGUCUCCACGCCCCGUCCAAGACCGUCUACAUAGCUUCCCCUCCACCGAACGACCGUGUGGCCCUCAUCGCAGGAGGUGGAGCGGGACAUGAACCCGCCCAUGUAUCCUACACCGGUUCCGGAAUGCUCGCUGCCUCCGUCUCGGGCGAUAUUUUCGCCAGCCCCAGCGCGAAACAGAUCCUCAUCGCCAUCGAGCUCGCGCUUCUCACCUCUGUCCCCGGCGCUCUCGACCAAGGGACUGAUCUUUGGACUAAGAAAGACCUGAAGCAGGUCCUCCUAAUCAUCAACAACUAUACUGGCGACCGUCUCAACUUUGGCCUCGCACUCACUCGCGCACGUUCCCUAUACCCACACCUCGCUAUCGAUUCCGUUGUCGUGGCAGAUGACGUAUCGCUUCUCAAGUCUCAAUCAGGAUCGUUGGUUGGUCCGAGAGGAUUGGCUGGGAAUAUAUUGGUCUGUAAAGUUUUGGGAGCGUAUGUGCAGACGGGAGCGCAGUUAGGCGACGUGAAGAGGAUGGGAGAUGCUAUUGUCGGGGCAUUACGCAGUGUAGGGGUAGGGCUGGAGCAUUGUCAUGUUCCUGGGAGGAAGAGGGAGGGUUCUGCGGAAGAGGGAGACGCAGAGACGCAGGUUGGCGAGAAGGGAGGAAGGUGUGAGGUCGGGAUGGGGCUGCACAACGAGCCAGGUGUAAGGAGGGGUAUGUUCGGAAGCGCCGAGGGGCUCGUGGGCGAGAUGCUCGAUCUAAUCUUGACUUCCGGACUGAGCGAGAAAGGGACUGAAGCCGAGGUUGAAGAGGAAGCAGAGGAAUUUGUGAGAAUCGGGAAGACGGCGGAGGAGACAGAUGAGGUGGUUUUGUUCAUCAAUAACUUGGGAGGAAUGUCCCAGCUUGAGAUGGGCGCCUUGGUAGAGGAUGCAGUCAUGCAGCUUCGUGCAAUCAAUAUCCAUCCUAAACGUAUCUACUCUUCAUCAUAUAUGACCUCUCUCAACGCACCUGGGUUCUCCGUAUCCCUCCUUAACGUCUCUCUUACUCGCCGCACCCUCUCCGCCACCAGUCAAAUUGAUCAACUCAUCGAAAACAUCGACGUCCUUGCCCUUCUCGACGCUCCAACCACCGCUCAUUCUUGGCUCGGAACCCGAUCAUGGCCCAUCGCCUCCAUCCGUUCUUAUGAGAGAGAAGAGGCCGAGGCUGAUCGCCUGCUUCGCUAUUUGAACCGUGGCAGUGAGGAUGGCAAUGGUACCCUCACCGGAGAUCGAGAAAGCACGACCUAUUGGCGUGAUGCAGACAUAUCCGUGAGUGUAGUGGAGAGUGGUAUCAGGGGUGCUUGUGAGAAAGUAUUGGAGUGUGAGGGCGAGAUGACGAGGUUCGAUACAGUUGUGGGAGAUGGUGAUUGUGGCGAGACAUUCGCGAAGGGUGCGCGAGCGGUACUUCAAGCACUCGACAGCGGAGAUCUAGACAUCAAGACACUGGACCCACCAGCCCUGAUGUGUCGUCUCGGAGAAAUCUUAGAGGACAAUAUGGGCGGAACGAUUGGUGCAAUCCUCGCGAUCUUCUUCACCUCCCUCUCCACAUCCGUCCCCAGCGUGCCCUCCCAGCCUUGGCAUACGUCUCCUUCCCAGGCCCUUUCGUCACUAUCUGCACACACCCCGGCCAAACCCGGCGAUCGAACUCUCGUGGACGCUCUUAAGCCAUUCUGCAAUCAUCUUGUAGUUGGCGGCGAGGAUGGUGCGGGCGCGAGGUCCAUGGAUGUCGCCGUAAAGAACGCGAGAGAUGGGGCAGAAAGCACGAGAGGGAUGAAGGCGAAACUGGGGAGGGCUGUGUAUGUCGGUGAUGGUGGAAAUGGCGAUGCGAGCGCGGCGAAAGCAGGUUCGGAAGAUGGACUGCCCCCCGAUCCGGGAGCUUGGGGUGUGGCGGCGGUUGUGGAGGGAUUGUGGGAGGGGAUGAAGAAGGGAGCCUCUUAGAGCAUUUUGAACUUGUAUCUUACUGGCCGAGAAGAAGGAUUGUCUGCGUACGUGUAACUCCAUCUGAUUCAUCUAUGUUUUGCUGGAUACUUUUGUGGAUCACGUCGAAUGCUGCUGUCCCC